AAGAAGGAGAAGUGUAUGGAGAAGAAGAUGAAUAGUGUGAGUGUAUAUUGAGCCUCCCUCUUUCCAACCUCCCUCUCCUCUUCCAAGAAGAGGAGUAUAAAUAGAGGAGCUAGGGUUAGGGUUUCGGAUUAAUGGGCCGUCCCAACAGACUGGGCCGCCCUUAAAUAAAUAAUUAACAUACAACUAAUAGGUCGGUCCAACAGACUGGACCGCCUCAACUAAUAUUAUACAAAGAUCGGAUACCCCCUGUUCGGGGUAUCCAUCAUGAGUACCCCACUUUCCGAGCCGUGAGAAACUCGAGGUGAAGUGAAAGUAGAGCAAAAAUCCACCACGGAAGGACACCGUCUUCCUUGCUGUCUAGAGUGCACCGCCAACUCGCUGUCCCGAGCACGGUGAAGUAAGGCAAACAACGCCAUAGGUCAGAAAUGUAAUGCCAACUCGCUGUCCAGAGUAAGGCGAGGUGAAAGAAUCUGCACCCAUGGAUACGAGGUGCUCUGCCGACUCGCUGUCCGGAGCGACAAUGGGAAAGAAGUAGAAGCAAUCAGCAUGAAUUGCACUGCCAACUCGCUGUCCGGAGUGGCAAAGUGAAAUAAGUUGUAGCAAUGAGCAUGAAAGGAGAUGCCACUCGCUGUCUAGAAUGGCAAGGUAAAAGAAAUUGCUCCAAUCAGCAUGGAGCGCACUGCCGACUCGCUGUCCGGAGCGGCAAAGUGAAAGGGUCUGCACCAAUGAGUACGAGGUGCACCGCCGACUCGCUGUCCGGAGCGGCAAAGGGAAUAAAUCGUAGCACUAAGCACGAAGUGCGCUGCCGACUCGCUGUCCAGAGUGGCAGAGUGAAAGAAAUUGAGGCAAUGAGCAUGAAGUGUGCUGCCGACUCGCGAUCCGGAGCGGCAAGGUAAAAAGUCUGCCUCAAUGUGCUCAUCGUCUCUAAAUGAUCUGCUCUCGCACAGAAUGCAUCGUCAGUUCGUUGUUCAGCGCUCAACGAUCACAAUAAGAGUGGGUGAUGGAGUCAUCAUCCGCAGUCCAUCUGUCGUCUUUGGGGAUCUCCCCAUGAUCCCGUCAAUGUGUGACUCACUCCAUGGGGGAUGCCUC
Molecule: messenger RNA, 1089 nt
Organism: Cuscuta campestris
Lineage: Eukaryota; Viridiplantae; Streptophyta; Magnoliopsida; Solanales; Convolvulaceae
Source: the annotation of a GenBank genome assembly